AUGCACCCAGUUCCAUUACUUCCUCCAUGGCUUCUAGAGUCUAUAAAUGACGUGGUGCAAAAGCAGUCGAUAUACAGCAAUCCGCUAGUAAAGAAAUUAUUUGUCCACUACAAGGGACAAGGCAAGGUGAACGUGAGAGCCACUCCCUUAUUAAGAGUACUAGGGUUCUGCAAACCAACCAACGAUGGCGGGCUUACCGGGAUUCUACACGACCAAGACCACAAGAUUCUAGUUACAUUUGAUAGAAGCUGUAUUGAAGAUUUCGAAGUGAAACACUUGAGAAGACUCACAAACAAAACGGUGGAGUCCAUCUUCCUCGUUGAAAGAGCGAACCUCAGAUUCAUCACGAUCUUGGAAUUGCGGGAUAAAUUUGGUCAAUUGCCCGGUUUGAAGAUCGAGCCAGGCCUCGGGAUCUUGAUUUUAGAGAUUUUCAAAGUGCAAUGGUUCACAAAGCAGCAGAUCAGCGUGGCUGCAAAGGAAGAUGCUAUGUUGCCGUAUAUCUAUAAUGAUGAGGAGUAUAUCGCGAUGUGUAAGGAGAAUCCAGACUUGGGAGACUUGACGAAGCUGAUACGGCACUUAGAGGGAGGAAUCAUGUCAGAGGACGAAGUUUAA
Molecule: messenger RNA, 612 nt
Organism: Candidozyma auris
Lineage: Eukaryota; Fungi; Ascomycota; Pichiomycetes; Serinales; Metschnikowiaceae
Gene: EST3
Product: telomerase subunit
Exons: 1
Coding region: 1-612 (203 amino acids)
Biological process (GO): telomere maintenance via telomerase
Cellular component (GO): telomerase holoenzyme complex; chromosome, telomeric region
Molecular function (GO): telomeric repeat DNA binding
Source: RefSeq, a predicted model, not a curated record